Molecule: messenger RNA, 2136 nt
Organism: Musa acuminata subsp. malaccensis (wild Malaysian banana)
Lineage: Eukaryota; Viridiplantae; Streptophyta; Magnoliopsida; Zingiberales; Musaceae
Source: RefSeq, a predicted model, not a curated record
UCACUCUUGUUCCAAUCUCAUUCUGGUUUUUGGAGGACUUCGGCCUGAGGGGUACAAAAGAUUGCUAUGAGAUGCAGUACUUUGGGAUGGAGUGACCGAGAAGCAAAGCUAAUCUGUGCUGGGUAACAUCUGCAGUUUCAUCCUUCCAUCCUAAUCGAAACAGACAUGGAUCUAGCAAACGAAGGGUGCAUGUACUUGGGCAUCUCUGCCUCCCAAAUCUGAAGCUCAGGGUUUCUGCUGAGGGAUCCUUUGGUCCUUCCUGGAUCAAUUCUAGGGAUAGGUUGCUGUCGACCUUGCCCUACGAAGUCACAGGUUCUAGUGAUGCUGGCAACCUUUGCUGAUCUUGACCAAUUCGGACUGUAGUGAUGUUGAUGAGUGAAUGACUCGUUUCCUCUCUUCUUCUUCUUUUCCAACCACAUAUGGGCUUCGCAACCACGUCUGAGACUUCUUAAAGCACACAGCGUUUGUAGUUAAUGAGAUAGAGAAGCAAAUGCUUAAUGAGAAUGGAAAUUAGAUGGCUCGGAGAUUCAAACUCAAAACCUUACGCUCUGAUACCCACGCACGCUGCAGUGACACCGACAUCCCUGUGCUCGAGCAUUGAUUGGAUUGCGGGUCCCGGUACUAUCGACUUCCAAUUGAUGGAUGCCACGUCAUCCCAUCAUGUAGCAUGGCCACGCCCAGAGGGAUCACGGACACAGCUCGUCCAUCUCGAAUUGACACCUGCAUGCGAGCUCCGACGAGCCUGUUGGCACACUUGAAUACCGAUAUAAUUCGCUUCCGUAGAAGAAGCUCCAAAACUUCAUCCCCUCACCCUCUCCCGAUGCCCAUUCCUCUCACGUGCAGAGGCCAGAGAAGUCAUGGAAAGAGUUAGAACAUGGCGCUCACAGAAGUAGCAAAGCGUAUAAGGUGGCAGAUGGAGGGGAGCCGUAUCUGCGAAAGGUUGACCAUUUACAGUAGCAGACACUUGCAGGUGGUACCGCGAAUGGGAUUAUCAGUUUCGGGGUUAGAAUUUGAUGGGCACUUCUGCAGCCCCAUUACUCUCAUGUCAGAUGAAAUAAUAAUCGCAACAAUUUCAACCUAAAGGUAACACCAAUGUCACAGCGGAGGCCGAGGAGAGUGACAGAGACCCGACUCUAUAUCAUGAUUACACUGCCCUCAGGUGAGUAAGUACUGUGUACUUGCCUUCUCUUAGCAUAUGUGUCCCACUUCGGAAGUCAUUAGGAGAGCUGGUUGAUGAAGGCCUCUUCUUGUUCCUGCUGUUGUCGUAGUCGCAGUGUUAAGAGAGCUGGUUCUGGAAGGCUUGGAGUUUUUGUGGUCUUUGUGUACGAAGAAUGGAAAGAUAUGUUAGAAGCACUAGAGACGACGACAACAGCAACAACCACAACAGCAAGGGGAAGGAGACAUGGAUGAGCUGCAGCCAUUACGGCAGAGGAGGGGCCCCCCUUUCCGGUGGCUCUCUGGGAGGCUUCUCAUGGCCCCAAAGGUCAUAUUCCUGCAGCUUCUGCAGGAGAGAGUUCAGGUCAGCUCAGGCUCUUGGGGGUCAUAUGAAUGUCCACAGAAGGGAUAAAGCUAGGCUCAGGGAGUCCCCACCGUCGGGUCCCUCACUUCUCAACACAAACCCUAACCCUAAUCUUGGCAGUACCCCUAUCCCCAAUCUUAACAUGCCUCCACCUUCAAGUGCUACCGGAAAUCGUAGGCACACUCCGAUGACCUGCGAGCUUCCCUCUGAGCUUUCUCCUCUGAUCCAUCUAUCUCCCUCAUCAGCUUCUACAUCAACAGGGGAAGGUUUGAAGAUCAUGGAAACAGGGAAGGCGUUGUCUGGAAUUGAAGAGUUCAAGGAUCUCGAUGAAGAAGGCAGCAAAGUAGUGAGCCUGGACUUGGAGAUAGGAGUAUCUGGAGACUAUGGCUAUGUGGAUGAUCUUGAUCUAGAGCUUCGACUCGGGUAUACUUACUAAUGCAUGUCUAGGUCUUGAUCUCAGUUUAUCUUAUUUACUUUGCUUUGUGUCUAUUGUACUUAGAGGAACUGUGUUGACUCAGUAUCUACUUGUGGCGUUUCUAUUUAAGUGAAGAACCUUUUAGUACAUUGGAAGGAAGAUGGAAUGAUCAUAUACGAGUGGAAGCUAGAUUCCAAUGAUA